CAAGGAAAAACUCAAAGCAUUCUGUAGAAGUAAGACAGCACUCUCACAACUCAAAAGGUUUUCUGCAAAGUUCGUCGCAAAUGGCUCUGAUUCCAAGCAUUUUCGGUGGUCGCCGGAGCAACGUUUUCGACCCCUUCUCUCUAGACAUAUGGGAUCCUUUUGAGGGCUUCCCGUUCCCCAGCGCUCUCGUCUCUGUUCCGUCCUCUGCUCGCGAUACCUCUGCAUUUGUCAAUGCUAGGAUUGAUUGGAAAGAGACACCGGAAGCUCACGUAUUCAAGGUUGACCUUCCCGGGUUGAAGAAGGAAGAGGUGAAGGUGGAGGUUGAAGAAGGUCGCGUGCUGCAGAUCAGUGGAGAAAGGAGCAGAGAGCAGGAAGAGAAGAAUGAUACAUGGCACAGGGUGGAGAGAAGCAGUGGGAAGUUCUUGAGGAGGUUCAGGUUACCGGAAAAUACAGAGAUGGACCAGGUCAGGGCUAGCAUGGAGAACGGCGUGCUUACUGUGACUGUUCCAAAGGAAGAAGAGAAGAAGCCCGAAGUCAAGUCUAUUCAGAUUUCUGGUUAAAUGUCAUCUUUCUUGUUCUCCGUUUCUUCAGUCCCAUGUUGGAAUUGUGAUUGCAAAUUCUGAAAAUUUGUGGGUUGGCAUGAAAUAAAAAUUCUGAAUGUAA
Messenger RNA from Rubroshorea leprosula, 663 nucleotides. NCBI's taxonomy places the organism in Eukaryota, Viridiplantae, Streptophyta, Magnoliopsida, Malvales, Dipterocarpaceae. The record is from the annotation of a GenBank genome assembly.